UGACGUCCAUGUCCAUGUUAUCUUAUCAGACGGACGGACUUUUUCAAGAGCACUACGUUUUGCCUUAGUUGGCUGCUGUUAUUGGUGGUGCCAUGUAAAUUUAGUUUAAUUUAAGUAACACCGUAACUAUCUCCCUUUCCAUAUUUCCGCCGUUCCGAGACCUACGUAGAAUAUUUUGACCAUUAUCUUUAAUUAGAAAUUCCUCAAAAAUGUCAAAAGUAUACAAGGCGGUUAUCAGCGUUGCGGACAGAUUUGUCCCUGGUGCCUUGCGUCCAAUGUGGGAUCAUCCUGCUGGACCAAAAACUAUAUUCUUCUGGGCGCCUGCAUGCAAAUGGGCUCUGGUAGCAGCAUCACUGGACGCUUACACCCGACCUUUGGACAAGGUGUCCGUCAGUCAGUCGGCUAGUCUCUCCGCUACGGGGCUGAUCUGGACCAGAUACUGUCUGGUUAUCAUCCCGAUAAACUAUUCUCUUGCUCUCUGCAACUUCAUGCUAGGCUUGGCCAAUGGUGUGCAAACCUUUCGUGCCUACCGCUACCAAAGCCAACGUGGCAUGAUUUAAUUUUUGAAGGAGUUUAACGCGUUUGCUGAUUUUCCUGUACCCUUAGUAUGAAUUUGCUUUAUGUUUAAAGUAAUCGAAACGAGACCGCGUUCGGCCCUCUGAUUGGUCGGCUCGAAUAAACAAACCAAUCAGAACGCCGAACGAGGUUUCGUUUCGUUUACGAAAGCAAACUCAUACUAAAGGUACUAAUUGAAGAUUGGUUACUAAUCACGUAUAGUUUGCGUCAAAUAGUUAGGGACACUAAGGGUACUCAAAUACCUAUAUUCUUUUGUACCGGUAUUUUGGUUGCGUCUAUUUACCUGCUUGCGUACCGAGUGUCCCUUGUUAUUUGACGCUGACUGUACCUUUUUUUUAAUUUUUAUGGUUAUGGUCACAAAAUAUUUUUCGAGUCACAUUGAAAAGAUUAGACAACACAGCAAGCGCGUUAAAUUGAAAAAUAUCUUCCACAACGGAAAAUAAUUAAAACUAUGUUUUUACCAAGCAAAUAAUUCUAAUCAUAGUUAUCUUAACGGUUACUUAUACCUACAAAUUCAAUACCUUUUAAUUUUUUUUAAGUUUUACUUAUUUUUGAGUGCCAUGGCUAUUUACAAGCCACGAAACGAAACGCUGAAACUUUAAACUUAAGGGUAAAGGGUAACAUAACGAAUUUAUUACUUUAAAAAACACUAAACUACUACUUUUAAAUACCUAGUCACAAACUUUUGAAAAGCAUUCUUGCCAAAUACGAGUAUAUACCCACCUGGCAACACUAGCUACUUAAUUAUUUAAUAAAAAAAAAAUAUGGCUUUUAAUGUAAAUCUAUCUUGAUUUAAUACUAAUUUUCACGUCAAUUUAAACUGAUAGUCUCAAAUACAAUCAAAGAACAAUGCACUUUAACGAUCAUAAAAAUGAAUCUAUAUUUGCUUGCUUCAAAGUAACCUGAAUAAAUUGACAUCUAUGGUAUAGUCGAUAUUAUUGCUACGCUAACAAGGCUCAAGGUUGAUAUUAUAUAGAAUACUAUUAUGCCAAUAAUAUUGCUGUCACAUUUAUACAUAUAAUCUUGCACUGUACUUAUUCGUGUCACUAACUACCUCAACAGUUGUUUGUAGAACUAACAAGAGCUAGGAAUGUUUUUGUAAGGAUUUCCUUGUUGAUUUUAGCAUUCUCAUAAAUGCAUCUUAUUUUUCCUUUGAAAUUGAUCCAUAAGGAGAUUAGAUAUGGAUAUCAGUAGCUCAUUUAUUGUUUUGUUAAGUUGGUAUAGCAAACUACACUCCGUUAGUAUAUUUAAUUUUUUUAAACCACGCACUUUUUAUGGUAUUCUAUCAUUUUUAAACUAUCGAAUUAAAAAGAAUUGACGUAUACCGUAGAAAAAUAUUUUGUCGCAUUUUUUAAUCAUACAUUUAAUAUAAUAUGAGGUUAAUAAAAAGGAAUCCUAGCAAAAUUUAUUCCUAGCAAUUUUAGAUACUUAGCAGAACACUAACAACAUAGUACACAAUUAGCUAAAUGCCUACCUUUACACUGGCAAAACUAAACGAAAGUGUUUUGAACAUUUUAUCGCAAAAUUAAUUCUUUACAAACAAAUACUAUUUAUUAAGCUGCAUAGCUAAAUUGUUUCCUAUAAUAUUCUACAAUCUUUUUAUUAUCUGAUACAUAAUUUUAAUUGAAUGAUAAACUGUUCCAAAAUCACCUUUUAAUUUUAAAACUAAGUCACUGUACUAACAAUAAUUUGUGUUCAAUUAUAUAACAUACGUAGUAAUAUAUAGUUCCAGUUUACUUGAUAUUCAAAUAUAAUACCUAUGUAGUUAGCUUGUAGUUUUAGUUUGCAUUGUAGAAUAAUUGUAGUUACAUGGACUGAUACUAGAUGGCAUUGGCUAUAUUUCACAGUGGCCAAGUCAACUUACCCCAAUCUGUCAUUUGUUUCAUUAGAUUAACGGCGCAUUCCAAUAAACUACCGAUCGGUAAAUUUGCUUACGAGCCGUAGAAUUUUGACACAUUUUGUAUGGAGCUUAUGUCAAAAUUCUACGGCUCGUAGGCACAUCUACCGAUCCGUAGUUUAUUGGAAUCGCGUUAGACUUUAUGUCCAAAAGAAUUAAGUUGAAAAUGUAAUAAUUUUAACUUUAAAGUCACAAUUUUUUUAUGGCUUUUCAUACACACAGUCACAAGUUUAAACAGUUUUUUUUUAUGUUUGUCAGUCCAAGUAACUAUAUUAUAUGUAGAGAAGUAGAUUGUAGACUGUAGUUUAGUAUGCACGCACGCAUGUAAUUGUGUUGUCCUUGCACGAUGUUCUAUUAAAUAUUAUCCAGAUUAUAA
Spodoptera frugiperda (fall armyworm) is the source of this 2849-nucleotide messenger RNA. Its product is annotated as mitochondrial pyruvate carrier 2. Gene Ontology annotation, molecular function: pyruvate transmembrane transporter activity. Gene Ontology annotation, cellular component: mitochondrial inner membrane. Gene Ontology annotation, biological process: pyruvate import into mitochondria. The record is from RefSeq and is a predicted model, not a curated record. Bases 210 to 560 code for a protein of 116 amino acids. Lineage: Eukaryota; Metazoa; Arthropoda; Insecta; Lepidoptera; Noctuidae. The transcript has 3 exons.